Chiroxiphia lanceolata (lance-tailed manakin) is the source of this 3326-nucleotide messenger RNA. RefSeq names its product synaptotagmin 6 (gene SYT6). The transcript is spliced from 7 exons. Gene Ontology annotation, biological process: calcium-ion regulated exocytosis; regulation of dopamine secretion; regulation of calcium ion-dependent exocytosis. Gene Ontology annotation, cellular component: membrane. NCBI's taxonomy places the organism in Eukaryota, Metazoa, Chordata, Aves, Passeriformes, Pipridae. Gene Ontology annotation, molecular function: calcium-dependent phospholipid binding; calcium ion binding; syntaxin binding. The record is from RefSeq and is a predicted model, not a curated record. Bases 274 to 1839 code for a protein of 521 amino acids.
AGCCUUGGCAGUAAACAGAUCUGUGAUCUCAGAGGCAAUGAGGCACCGGGAGCGCUGGCAGGGCCGUGGGGAGCUCAGGGACCAGGAGGCUGGGGGAGACUCCGGCUCUGAGCGGGGUCCGUAGGGCUGGAGCUCCGGGUGUCCCAGCAGGUGCUGCCAUGCCAGAGGGUGGAACUGGUGUGAAGCUGCUCGUGUGAUGAAAACCAAACCCACCCUCUUUUGCUAGCCCAAGUUUCUUGGAGGGCAGGGGGUGGUGGAGGAUGCGAGAGGGCGAUGAGUGGUCCCAGGGACGACGGCCGCUGUCGCAGGGCAGUUCACAUCGUCACCGAGCUGUGCCAGAAGAAAAGCCUGCCCAGCUUGGACCUGGACACCUGCAGGGAAUUCCUCCUGCUGCCUUCUGACCAGAGCCUCAUCAUCUCCGAGCCAGAGCUCUCCGUCAGCCUCCUUGCAGUGAUAGUUAUUGUGUGUGGACUGGCCCUGGUGGCAGUGUUUCUGUUUCUCUUUUGGAAGCUGUGCUGGGUUCCCUGGAGGAACAAGGCCCUUUCCUCUAACCUGGCCGUGCUGAGGAGCGAGGCAGGCUGCCACAAGGACAGCAUGGCAGACAAGCUCAAGGACACGGGGGCCAUCAGCUUCCUGGAGGCAGCGGUGAAGAUCAGCCACACGUCCCCAGACAUCCCUGCAGAGGUCCAGAUGUCCAUGAAGGAUCACAUCAUGCGGCGCACACGGAUCCAGAGGCAAACCACGGAGCCGGCGUCUUCCACCAGGCACAUCUCCUUCAAGAGGCACCUCCCUCGGCAGAUGCACGUGUCCAGCAUGGACUAUGGCAUGGACCCCCCGGCCGUGGCCGAGCAGCCGACCAGCAUCGGCCGCAUCAAGCCCGAGCUCUACACCCAAAAAACUCUCGACGCCGAGGACCCCAAAAAGGAGGCGGAAAAAACCUGCGGGAAAAUCAACUUCACCCUCAAGUACGACUACGAGAACGAGACGCUGACCGUCCGGAUUCUCAGGGCUUUUGACUUGCCAGCCAAAGACUUCUGCGGCAGCUCGGACCCCUACGUGAAGAUCUACCUCCUGCCCGACCGCAAGCGCAAGUUCCAGACGCGGGUCCACAGGAAGACUCUGAAUCCCACCUUCGACGAGUCCUUCCACUUCCCUGUGCCCCACGAGGAGCUGGCGGGCAGGAAGCUCCACCUGAGCGUCUUUGACUUUGACAGGUUCUCCAGGCACGACAUGAUAGGGGAAGUUAUCCUGGAGAACCUGUUCGAGGACUCAGACCUUUCCCGGGAGACUUCCAUCUGGAGGGACAUUCAGUACGCGACGACGGAAAGCGUGGACCUGGGCGAGAUCAUGUUUUCCCUUUGUUAUUUGCCAACUGCAGGUCGCCUCACCUUAACAGUCAUUAAAUGCAGGAAUCUCAAAGCUAUGGACAUCACUGGUUACUCAGAUCCAUAUGUCAAAGUGUCUUUGCUCUGUGACGGGCGAAGACUGAAAAAGAAGAAAACCACCAUAAAGAAAAACACACUUAAUCCCACCUACAAUGAAGCAAUAAUCUUUGACAUUCCCCCAGAGAACAUGGAUCAAGUCAGUCUGCUCAUCUCUGUCAUGGAUUAUGAUCGGGUGGGGCACAACGAGAUCAUCGGGGUUUGCCGCGUGGGGGUCAACGCUGAGGGGCUGGGCAGGGACCACUGGAACGAGAUGCUGGCGUACCCCCGCAAGCCCAUCGCGCACUGGCACCCCUUGGUGGAGGUGAAGAAGUCCUUCAAAGAGUGGCACGGCCGGGCAGCGAGCUUCGACAGCCAGGGCUCCUGUCCCUCUCCCAAACCACCCCCCACACCCUGAGAUGGAGCACAGAGAGCAAAAUGGGACUAAUCCAAGUUGGUUUUGCCCUUGGCCCACGGUCUCAGUGAUUGCUGAGUGGCGGUGGCAGCAGCGGAACUUUCUGGUCUAGUUGUUCCUGCGUGAGUAAAGGUAGAAACCCGUUUUGUGGUCAAAUAUGUUUUUGUCUAAUAUGUCUCCAAAGGUGAUGUUAUUUUUGUGGCUUUUUACUGUAUGGAUCUGUUUCCAGAGGAAGGAGGUGGACUGAGACAUGAGCUGGAAGUUUGGUGUGUAAAAUAACGUGUAAAAUAGUUUUUAGUGUCUGCGAAGGCUGGACAAGGGAGAAGGUGUGUCUGCAGAGGGCAGAGGGGGCCAGGAGAGGGGGCAUCUCUGGGAGAGCCGUGGCAGAAGAUGGGAGAGACUCUUCCAACCUGCCAGCAGCUCCGUCCUCGUGGUCAGCCCCAACCCAGCAGAGUGUUCCCGGGUCUCCUGUUCAUGUAGAGGUGUCCAUGAGCUCUUAGAAGUCUGUGCAGUGUGUAUCCCAAAUUCCUUCUGUCAUAUAUAAAAAAAUGCUGUUGAUUCCUCGAGGGGGGAGGGGAAGCUGGUUUUUUUCCCCCCCCCGUAUUUGAAGUCUCCCCAGAGUUAAUUGCAUGAACAGUUUCUUCAGAGCCCUUUGUAGCUGCUGCUCAUCCCCCCUGUUCAUCACCACGUUACCCAGAGUGGAGGGAACGGCGCUGCCAAAAGUGGGAUUCAGAAUUAAAAGGGGGAAGAUGUUACAGAAAUAGGUGAUAUCCUUGCAUGACCACUGGAUCUCUAUUUCAUAUGUCACCCAAAUAAUAAAGGGUGAAUCAAAGGGGAAAGGGAAACACGACCAAUACUAAAAAAAAAAAAAAAGCUUCCAAACUUUUUUCUUGGACUUCCUGUCAGCACUUCCCCAAGGAAUAAAGUUUCUAGGGCCCAAAUCCUGGAGGAAGGUCAAGUUUUGGGAAAAAAAAAUAAAUGAAUCUUUGCUGAUUCCUUGGUUGCAGAGGCCAAAAAUGAAGUUAAAACAUCCCAAGUACUGGCUUUGCAGCUAAAUCAGCUGAUCUUUAUCAGCCAGCUGUGGAUUUUGGACACUUUCUCAUCGUGGAUUUUUCUCUGAGUUAAGAAGUGCUUCAGUGCUGUUUAUUCCACCCUAAUGAAAUUAAGCAAAAGCAAAUAUUUUUGGUUUUCGAGGCAAAAUUUGCGAGCGAGGCAGCGGGUUCUCCUCCCAUCAGGGUUAUCAGAACUGCUUUCAUCAGCCACAAUCCUCAGGUCAACUUCAGCUUCCAUUUUCCUAAAUGUCACCACAUCAUCCUUCACUGCACAUCACGGCUGGCAGAAGAGGGGUGUUUGCAUUGCUUGGGGGUGAGAUGAAUUCUUGGUGCAGUGAAGGGUAAAUACAUCAUUUCUCAUCACACCUUGUGUCUUAAUUCUCUUUACGUGCCACGCGCUAUAGGAGCAGAAACUCAAUAAAAUUAUUUUAUUUGUAA